Messenger RNA from Aplysia californica (California sea hare), 2462 nucleotides. RefSeq names its product long-chain specific acyl-CoA dehydrogenase, mitochondrial. Gene Ontology annotation, biological process: fatty acid beta-oxidation using acyl-CoA dehydrogenase; carnitine metabolic process, CoA-linked; long-chain fatty acid catabolic process. Gene Ontology annotation, molecular function: flavin adenine dinucleotide binding; long-chain fatty acyl-CoA dehydrogenase activity. Lineage: Eukaryota; Metazoa; Mollusca; Gastropoda; Aplysiida; Aplysiidae. Gene Ontology annotation, cellular component: mitochondrion. The record is from RefSeq and is a predicted model, not a curated record.
UCUGGGCCCACCGGGUUGUUUCAGUUGUUUGUCCCUGUCUGUUAGGGUCACCCACAGAAAGGUCACCAGAGUUUAGAAAAACUCGGUCAUAGGUCACGGUGAUACUUCCCUGCUCUGCUGAUAGUCUUCGACUUGACCUACUUCUAGUUCCACGGCCUGCCUCACCGAUCUGCGCUGUCGACUGUCGACGCGACCGUUUGUUCGUGUUGUUCCUCUUGCCUUCUAGGCCUAGACUCUACUCCCCAGCCAGCUGCAGUUGAGUGCAAACGAACUGCUACUACGCUGAUCAACAAUGGCUCUGAACUUUGCCCGUUUGUCUCAACGACUUGGUAAUAGAUCUACCGGACUUCGACAGGCAAGAUUUUUGUCGAGCACACCGAGUCCAAACCCAUCUGUAAAAAAACAAAAGUAUGAGGGCAGACGUGAGAUCUUUGAGGCGCCGUCCAUGUUGGACAUCGGAGUUCGUCGUAUUUUUGACGAGGAACACGACAUGUUUCGUCAGAAUGUGAGACGUUUUUUCCAGGAGGAGGUCAUCCCUCAGCAUGAGAAAUGGGAAAAUGAUGGGCAAGUCAGUCGAGAGGUCAUACAGUAACUGUUCUGGCCCUGGCUGGGCGCUCCACUCCGACAUUGUCAUGCCCUACAUCACCCACUACGGCAGCAAGGAACAGAUCGAGAAGUUCAUCCCCGCCAUGACGGCCGGCAAAUGUAUCGGAGCCAUCGCCAUGACAGAGCCAGGGGCGGGCAGGAUUUCGGAGCUGGAGAACCGCGUGGCGUACGAGUGUGUGCAGCUGCACGGGGGCUGGGGCUACAUGUGGGAGUACCCGGUGACCAAAACCUACGUGGACGCCCGCGUACAGCCCAUCUACGGAGGCAGCAACGAGAUCAUGAAGGAGCUGAUUGCCAGGCAGAUUGUCUCUGAGUGAUAGGUGGAGGUCGUUCCGUGGCCGAUGAUUGACGCUGGUCCGUGUCCGAUGAUUGGCGCUAAUCUGUGUCCGAUGAUUGAUGCUGAUGAUUGGCGCUGGUCCGUGUCCGAUGAUUGAUGCUGAUGAUUGACGCUGAUCCGUGUCGGAUGAUUAAUGCCUUACCUUGUUUAAUGAUUUCUGUCUGCGAAUGUUCUUCUCCUAAAUGCUAUGGUCUCUCAGAGUAGACACAAACUCUGAACCAAAACUCCCACUCUUUCAUAUUUCGUAUCUUGAUGCGGGUUAAUGUAACAGAUUUUUUAAAAAAUUCUUUAGUCACGAAAGACGUACUUAGUAAUGGUGCUGUUUAGCGUAACAGAUAUUUUUUUUAUGGAAAGAUCAAAGUUGGUGAUCAAGUAAGUGGCCUUCCUGUGCUUGGGCCAUCAGGAUGGUCUGGGUGUGUGUCUGGGAUGUUUUACAUCAGACUGAGCUUUUUUUGGGUACCUUUUGGAACAAAUAAAUAUAAGAUUUGAAAUGUUUUCAAAUCUAUCUGAAAUAAAAUCUUAGUGGGAUGAUUGAGUGAGAUUGUGUACAUAAUGUGUGUCACAGCGCGGUGGAUUCAGGCACUCGUCAAUGUUUGGGCAUGUGGCGUUAUUGGCAUAAUCGGAAAGCUUAUAUUUGCCUUGCUUUCUAUGAAAAAAAAUACCCAUCUAUGUCGAAUAGAAAUAGAAGUUGAGAUAUUUGUGAUUGAAGCAGGUGAGGGUUGCUUGCUGUCAGCAGAGGUAAAGUAAGCAGGAAAAUGGCCGCCAAAGUUUGGUAACUUCUUUCUAUAGCUUCAGAGUCCUUGAAAACUGAAAAUUGAUGUACUUCAUGUCAUUAAUCUACAUCUUUCAGUAACAUUCACUUGCGAAUGUGCUUUUGUAUAGACAUAAAAAUGUGGAGCCAAAAAACAAAAUUUUGGUACAAAUGACCAAACUGUAGGAAAAAUACCUUUUUUUUUUCUUCCAUUUUUUUCUUUUGACAAGCGCCUGAUUUUACCACGAUGCCUCACAUGUUUUCGUCUAGGUUUUGGAAAGUUUCGACUGAGCUCUGUCAUGACUUGAACCCAUUAAGACACUUAUCAUACCCAAGCAUAUAUAUAUGAAUAAUAUGAUAUAUAUUUUCUCAGGAGAUUUUUACCCCUAUUUUGUUUGUUUGUCAGGGAACUUUGAUGAAGUACUUGAGUAUGUUUGUGCAGACUUGUGCUUAUGUGUGAUGUGUGGUUUGGAAAAACACGAGAGAGAGAGAGAGAGAGAGAGAGAGAGAGACUGUUGUCUCUGUCAUUCAAGAUGACCAGUGACCUGUUUAUGUUGAAUUAUUCACACCUCUGAAUACCUGCUAAGAAUACACCUGCUUACAAAUGUUGAAUUUUUAUUUGUUUCGUUUUAUUUGUUGAUCCUUUUGAAAAAACACUCUUGGAAAUUGAAGUUAACAACUUAUAUAUUGUACAAUUUUUGUAGAAAAACUAUACUAUUCGUCCUGAUAAAAGUUUAAUACUUACAUAAAUAUGUCUAUUUCGUAUCU